Molecule: messenger RNA, 14433 nt
Organism: Lepus europaeus (European hare)
Lineage: Eukaryota; Metazoa; Chordata; Mammalia; Lagomorpha; Leporidae
Gene: FAT2
Product: FAT atypical cadherin 2
Exons: 23
Coding region: 1-13050 (4349 amino acids)
Biological process (GO): homophilic cell-cell adhesion
Cellular component (GO): plasma membrane; catenin complex
Molecular function (GO): cadherin binding; calcium ion binding
Source: RefSeq, a predicted model, not a curated record
AUGACUAUUGCCUUGCUGGGUCUGGUCAUUUUCUUGCUCCAUUGUGCAACCUGUGAGAAGCCCCUAGAAGGAAUCCUUUCGUCCUCAGCUUGGCACUUCACACACCCCCUCUACAAUGCCACCAUCUAUGAGAACUCUGCCCCCAAGACCUACGUGGAGAGCUCCGUGAAAAUGGGCAUCUAUCUCACGGAUCCCCAGUGGACAGUGAGGUACCGGAUCAUCUCCGGGGAUGUGGCCAAUGUAUUUAAAACAGAGGAGUAUGUGGUAGGCAACUUUUGCUUUCUGAGAAUAAGGACAAAGAGCAGCAACACGGCCCUCCUGAACAGGGAGGUGCAAGACAGCUAUACACUCAUCAUCCAAGCCACAGAGAAGACCUUGGAGUUGGAAGCGUUGGCCCGCGUGGUGAUCCACAUCCUGGACCAGAAUGACCUGAAGCCUCUCUUCUCCCCACCUUCGUACCGAGUCACCAUCUCCGGGGAUGUGCCCCUCAGGAGCCCCAUCUGCAAGGUGACCGCCACGGACGCUGAUCUGGGGCAGAACGCUGAGUUCUACUAUGCCUUUAACACGAGGUCAGAGAUGUUUGCCAUCCAUCCCACCAGUGGCGUGGUCACCGUGGCAGGGAAGCUCAACGUCACCUGGAGAGGGAAGUACGAGCUGCAGGUGCUGGCCGUGGACCGCAUGCGCAAGAUCGCAGAGGGCAAUGGGUUUGGCAACUUGGCUGCCCUUGUCAUCCACGUGGAGCCCGCCCUCAGGAAGCCCCCCGCCAUUGCCUCGGUGGUGGUGAGUCCACCAGAUGGCAGUGAGGGCACCACCUAUGCCACCGUAGUGGUCGAUACAAAUGGCUCCAGAGCCACUGUGGACUCAGUGGAAGUUGUUGGCGGUGACCCUGGAAAGCACUUCAAAGCCAUCCAGUCUUAUGCCCGGAGUAACGAGUUCAGUUUAGUGUCCAUCAAAGACAUCAACUGGGUGGAGCACCUGCACGGCUUCAACCUGAGCCUCCAGGUCAGGAGCAGGAGUGGACCUCCUUUUCAUUCCCAGAUCCGGGGCUUUCACCUACCUGCUUCUGCGCUGGCUUCUCUUAGAUUCGAGAAGGCCGUUUACAGGGUGCAGCUCAGUGAGUUUUCCCCUCCUGGCAGCCGCGUGGUGAGGGUGAAGGUAACCCCGGCCUUCCCCAACCUGCAGUAUACUCUGAAGCCAUCCUCGGGGAGUGCGGGGUUCACACUGAAUGCUCGCACUGGGCUGAUCACCACCACGAGGUUCCUGGACUUCCGUGACGGAGCUCACUACCAGCUGCAUGUCAGAACCGCCCCGGGCCUGGCCUCCACCACGGUGGUAAUUGACAUUGUGGACUGUAACAACCACACUCCCGUCUUCAACAGGUCUUCCUACGAGGGCACCUUGGAUGAAAACGUCCCUCCAGGCACCAGCGUUCUGGCUGUCACUGCCACAGACGGGGAUCACGGGGAGAAUGGGUUCGUCACUUACUCCAUCGCUGGUCCCAAAGGUGUGCCGUUCUCUAUCGACCCUUACCUGGGGAUCAUCUCCACCUCCAAACCCAUGGACUAUGAGCUCAUGAGGAGAAUUUAUACCUUCCGGGUCCGGGCAUCGGACUGGGGCUCCCCGUUUCGCCGGGAGAAGGAAGUGUCUGUUUCUCUCAGGCUCCAGAACCUGAAUGACAACCAGCCCAUGUUUGAGGACGUCAACUGCACGGGGUCUAUCCGCCAAGACUGGCCGGUGGGGAAGUCAGUGAUGACCAUGUCGGCCAUCGAUGUGGAUGAGCUUCAGAACCUGAAGUACGAGAUCGUGUCAGGCAACGAACUGGACUAUUUUGACAUAAAUUAUUUCUCCGGAGUGGUCUCCCUCAAGCGUUCUCUGACAGAUCUUACUGUGGGUCAACCCACCAGCUAUUCACUGAAAAUUACAGCUUCCGAUGGCAAAAACUAUGCAUCGCCGACCACACUGAACCUUACUGUGGUGAAGGAUCCUCGUUUUGAGGUCCCUGUAACAUGUGAUAAAACAGGGGUGCUGACACAUUUCACAAAGACCAUCCUCCACUCGGUGGGACUUCAGAACCAGGAGUCCAGUGAGGAUGAGUUCAUGUCCUUCAGCAUGUACCAGCUCAAUCGGCAUCCCCCCCAGUUUGAGGACCACUUCCCCCAGUCCAUCGACAUCCUUGAGAGUGUACCCAUCAACACCCCCUUGGCCCGCCUGGUGGCCACUGACCCUGACACUGGCUUCAGUGGCAAACUGGUCUAUGUGAUUGCAGAUGGCAAUGAGGAGGGUUGCUUUGACAUUGAGCUGGAGACAGGGCUGUUCUCUGUAGUUGCUCCCCUGGACUAUGAAACCACCAGUUUCUACAUCCUCAAUAUAACGGUGUAUGACCUAGGCACUCCCCAGAAGUCCUCCUGGAAGCUGUUGCCAGUGAACGUGAAAGAUUGGAAUGACAAUGCACCCAGAUUCCCUCCUGGGGGUUACCAGCUAACCAUCUCAGAGGACACAGAAGUUGGAACCACAAUCACAGAGCUGCAAACAAAAGAUGCUGACUCUGAGGACAAUGGGAGGGUUCGCUACUCCCUGCUAAGCCCGACAGAGAAGUUCUCCCUCCACCCCCUUACCGGGGAACUGGUUGUCACGGGGCCUCUCGACCGGGAAUCAGAACCUCAGCACAUCCUCAAAGUGGAGGCCAGGGAUCAGCCUAGAAAGGGCCACCAGCUCUUCUCCGUCACUGACCUGAUAGUCACCUUAGAGGAUGCCAACGACAACUCUCCCCAGUGCAUCACAGAACUCAACAGCCUGAAGGUCCCAGAGGACCUGCCCCCAGGGACCGUCCUGACGUUUCUGGAUGCCUCUGAUCCUGAUCUGGGCCCUGCGGGGGAAUUGCGGUAUGUUCUGUUGGAUGACGCCCACGGGACCUUCCGGGUGGACCUGAUGACCGGGGCACUCAGCCUGGAGAGGGAGCUGGACUUCGAGAGACGGGCUGGGUACAAUCUGAGCCUGUGGGUCAGUGACAGUGGGAGGCCUGUGGCCCGCCGGACCCUGUGCCACGUGGAGGUGAUGGUCCUGGAUGUGAAUGAGAACCUCCACCCUCCCCGCUUUGCCUCCUUCGUGCACCAGGGCCAGGUGCAGGAGAACAGCCCCUCAGGAGCUCAGGUGAUGCUGGUGGCUGCCCACGACGACGACAGUGGCUUGGACGGGGAGCUCCAGUACUUCCUGCGGGCUGGCACUGGCCUCGCAGCCUUCAGCAUCAACCAAGACACAGGAAUGAUUCAGACUCUGGCGCCCCUGGACCGAGAGUUUGUUCCCUUCUACUGGUUGACGGUACUGGCCGUGGAUAGGGGUUCCGUGCCCCUCUCGUCUGUCACUGAAGUCUACAUAGAGGUCACGGAUGUCAAUGACAACCCACCCCGCAUGCAUAGACCUGUGUUCUACACCUCCAUCCAGGAGGGAGUGCCAGUAGGCACCUCCGUGCUUCAGCUAGAAGCUUGGGACCCAGACUCCAGCUCCAAAGGGAAGCUGACCUUCAACAUCACCAGUGGGGACCACGUGGGAUUCUUUGCUAUUCACCCAUUUACAGGUCUCCUCACCACCGCCAGGCAGCUAGAUCGAGAGAACAAGGAAGAACACAUUCUGGAGGUGACUGUGCUGGACCACGGGGAGCCUGCCCUGAAGUCCACAUCCAGGGUGGUGGUGCGUGUCCUGGACAUCAAUGACAACCCACCUGUGUUCUCCCAUAAGCUCUUCAAUGUCCGCCUUCCAGAGAGGCUGAGCCCCACGUCCCCUGGGCCUGUGUACAGGCUGGUGGCCUCAGACCUGGAUGACGGGCUCAAUGGCAGGAUCACCUACAGUGUUGAGGACAGUGACGAGGAGGGCUUCCACAUCGACCCUGUCACGGGCGUGGUGUCAUCCAGCAGGACCUUCGCAGCUGGAGAAUACAACAUCCUCACGGUCAAGGCGACAGACGGCGGGCAGCCACCGCUCUCAGCCAGCGUCCGGCUCCACAUAGAGUGGAUCCCCCCGCCUCGCCCAUCUUCCAUACCACUGGCCUUUGACGAGACUCACUACAGCUUUACAGUCAUGGAGACAGACCCUGUGAACCACAUGGUGGGGGUCAUCAGUGUGGAGGGCAGACCUGGCCUCUUCUGGUUCAACAUCUCAGGUGGGGAUAAAGACAUGGACUUUGACAUUGAGAAGACCACGGGCAGCAUUGUCAUUGCCAGGCCUCUUGAUACGAGGAGGAGGUCAAACUAUAACUUGACCGUGGAGGUGACGGAUGGCUCCCACACCAUUACUACCCAGGUUGACAUCUUCAUGAUUGCCAAUGUUAACCAUCAUCGACCUCAGUUUCUAGAAUCUCACUAUGAGGUCAAGGUUCCCCAGGACACGCUGCCAGGGGUGGAGCUCCUUCGCAUCCAGGCCACUGAUCAAGACAAGGGCAAGGGCCUCAUCUAUACAAUACAUAGCAGCCAAGACCCAGAAAGUGCCAGCCUCUUCCAGCUGGAUCCAAGCAGUGGUGUUUUGGUUACUGUGGGGAAGCUAGACCUGAGCUCAGGGCCCUCUGAGCACACACUGACAGUCAUGGUCCGAGACCAGGAGAUGCCCAUCAAGAGGAACUUUGUGUGGGUGACCAUUCACGUGGAAGAUGGAAAUCUUCACCCACCUCACUUCACCCGGCACCAUUAUGAGGCAAGUGUUCCAGACACCAUAGCCCCCGGCACAGAGCUGCUACAGGUCCGAGCCACGGAUGCUGACCGGGGAGCCAAUGCUGAGGUCCAUUACUCUCUGCUGAAAGGGAACAGUGUGGAUUUCUUCAGUAUCGAUGCCCUAUUAGGCAUCAUCACCGUAGCCCAAAAACUUGACCAGACAAAUCGUGUCCGGCAUACACUGACAGUGAAGGCAGAAGAUCAAGGCUCCCCACAGCGGCACGACCUGGCGACGGUGAUCAUUCUCGUGUACCCAUCGGACAACAGUGCCCCCAUCUUUUCCAAAGCAGAAUACUUCGUAGAGAUCCCAGAAUCAAUCCCUGUUGGCUCUGCAAUCCUCCUUGUCUCUGCUACAAGCUCAUCUGAAGUCACUUAUGAGUUAAGAGAGGGAAACAAAGACGGUGUGUUCUCUAUGAACUCAUAUUCUGGGCUCAUUUCCACAAAGAAGAACUUGGACCACGAGAAAAUCUCGUCCUACCAGCUGAAAAUCCGAGGCAGCAACAUGGCAGGUGCAUUUACAGAUGUCUCGGUGCUUGUUUACGUAAUUGAUGAAAAUGAUAAUGCCCCCAUGUUCUCAAAGUCAACUUUUGUGGGCCAAAUUAGUGAAGCAGCUCCAUUAUACAGCAUGAUCAUGGAUGAAGAUAACAAUCCCUUUGUGAUUCAUGCCUCUGACAAUGACAAGGAAGGUAACUCCUUGUUGGUCUAUAAAAUUCUGGAGCCAGAGGCCUUGAAGUUUUUCAAAAUUGAUCCCAGCAUGGGCACCCUGACCACUGUAUCAGAGAUGGAUUACGAGAGCAUGCCUUCUUUCCAAUUCAGUGUCUAUGUCCAUGACCAAGGGAGCCCCAUCUUAUUUGCGCCCAAGCCUGCAAAGGUCAUCAUCAAUGUCAGAGAUGUGAAUGACUCUCCUCCCAGGUUCUCAGAACAGAUAUAUGAAGUAGCCGUGGUGGGGCCCAUCCAUCCAGGUAUGGAGCUCCUGACGGUGCAGGCCAGGGACGAGGAUUCAGAAGUCAGUUAUAGCAUCAAAACUGGCAAUGCUGAUGGAGCUGUUGCUAUCCAUCCCAUCACUGGUCGCAUAUCUGUGUUGAAUCCUGCCUUCCUGGGACUCUCUCGGAAGCUCACCAUUAGGGCUUCUGAUGGUCUAUAUCAAGACACUUCCAUGGUAAAAAUUUAUUUGACCCAAGUCAUUGACACAAGCUUACGGUUUGACCAGGAUGUUUACAAAACAACAGUGAAGGAGAAUUUGCAAGACAGAAAGGCACUGGUAAUGCUUGGUGUCCAGGGUAAUCAUUUGAACGACACCCUUUCCUACUUCCUCUUGAAUGGCACAGAUAUGUUUCGUAUGGUCAAGUCAGCAGGUGUAUUGCAGACAAAAGGAGUGGCAUUUGACCGAGAACAGCAGGACACUCACGAAGUGGCAGUCGAGGUGAGGGACAACAGGACCCCUCAGCGGUUGGCUCAGGCUUUGGUCAGAAUCUAUGUUGAGGACAUCAAUGACAAUCCCCCCAAGUUUAAGCAUCUGCCUUAUUACACAAUCAUCCAAGAUGGCACGGAGCCAGGGGAUGUCCUCUUUCAGGUCUCUGCCACUGAUGAGGACUUGGGGGCAAAUGGGAUAGUCACAUAUGCAUUUGCAGAAGAUUACGCAUACUUCCGAAUGGAUCCCUAUCUUGGGGACAUAUCACUCAAGAAACCUUUUGAUUAUCAAGCUUUAAAUAAGUAUCACCUCAAAGUUAUUGCUCGGGAUGGAGGGACUCCAUCUCUCCAGACUCAGGAAGAGGUACUUGUUACUGUGAGAAAUAAAUCCAACCCACUCUUUCAGAGUCCUUACUACAAAGUCAGAGUACCUGAAAAUAUCACACUCUAUACUCCAAUUCUCCACACCCAGGCCCGGAGCCCAGAGGGACUCCGGCUCAUCUACAACAUUGUAGAGGAGGAGCCCCUGAUGCUGUUCACCACUGACUUUAAAACUGGUGUCCUAACGGUGACAGGGCCUUUGGACUAUGAGUCUAAGACCAAACAUGUGUUCACAGUCAGAGCCACAGACACAGCUCUGGGGUCAUUUUCUGAAGCCACAGUGGAAGUCGUGGUAGAGGACAUCAAUGAUAACCCUCCCACUUUCUCCCAGUUGGUCUACACCACUUCAGUCUCAGAAGGCUUGCCUGCUCAGACCCCCGUGAUCCAACUGUUGGCCUCUGACCAAGAUUCAGGGCAGAACCAGGACGUCUCCUAUCAGAUCGUGGAGGAUGGCUCAGAUGUUUCCAAAUUCUUCCAGAUCAAUGGGAGCACAGGGGAGAUAUCCACAGUUCAAGAGUUGGAUUAUGAAGCUCAACAACACUUUCAUGUGAAGGUCAGAGCCAUGGAUAGAGGAGAUCCCCCACUUACUGGCGAAACCCUCGUGGUUGUCAAUGUGUCUGACAUCAAUGACAACCCCCCAGAGUUCAGACAACCUCAGUAUGAAGCCAAUGUCAGUGAGCUAGCAACCUGUGGACACCUGGUUCUUAAAGUCCAAGCUCUUGACCCUGAUAGCAGGGAUACCUCCCACCUGGAAUACCUGAUUCUUUCUGGCAAUCAGGACCGGCAUUUCACCAUUAAUAGCUCAUCGGGAAUAAUCUCUAUGUUCAACCUUUGCAAAAAGCAGCUGGACUCAUCUUACAAUUUGAGGGUAGGCGCUUCUGAUGGGGUCUUCCGAGCAACUGUGCCUGUGUAUAUCAACACCACAAAUGCCAACAAGUACAGCCCAGAGUUCCAGCAACAUGUUUAUGAGGCAGAAUUAGCAGAGAAUGCAAAGGUGGGAACAAAAGUGAUUGAGUUGUUAGCUAUAGACAAAGACAGUGGUCCCUAUGGCACUGUGGAUUAUACGAUCAUCAACAAACUAGCAGGUGAGAAGUUCUCCAUUAACCCCACUGGCCAGAUUGCCACUCUGCAAAAACUGGAUAGGGAAAAUUCAACAGAAAGAGUCAUCGCUAUUAAGGUCAUGGCUCGGGAUGGAGGAGGAAGAGUGGCCUUCUGCACUGUGAAGAUCAUCCUCACAGAUGAAAAUGAUAACCCCCCACAGUUCAAAGCAUCUGGUUAUACUGUAUCCAUUCCAUCCAAUGUCAGUAAGGACUCCCCAGUCAUCCAGGUGCUGGCUUAUGAUGCAGAUGAAGGGCGGAAUGCAGAUGUCACCUAUUCAGUGGACUCGAUGGAGGACCUGGCGGAAGAGAUCAUUGAAGUCAACCCGACAACUGGUGUGGUCAGGGUGAAAGAGAGCCUGGUGGGACUGGAAAACCAGGCGUUUGACUUCAAAAUCAAAGCCCAAGAUGGGGGCCCUCCUCACUGGGACUCUCUGGUGCCGGUACGACUUCAGGUUGUUCCUAAUGAAGUAUCUUUGCCUAAAUUUUCUGAACCUCUCUAUUCUUUCUCUGCAUCUGAAGACCUUCCUGAGGGGUCUGAAGUUGGGGUUGUUAAAGCAGUGGCAGCUCAAGAUCCCAUUAUCUACAGUCUUGUGCAGGGCACCACACCAGAGAGCAACAAGGAUGGAGUCUUCUCCUUGGACCAAGACACAGGGGUCCUAAAGGUGAGGAAGGCCUUGGACCAUGAGUCCACCAAAUGGUACCAGAUUGAUCUGAUGGCACAUUGCCCACAUGAGGAUACGGACUUGGUGUCUUUGGUCUCUGUCAACAUCCAAGUGAAAGAUGUCAAUGACAACAGACCUGUAUUUGAGGCUGAUCCAUACAGAGCUUUCCUCACAGAGAACAUGCCAGGGGGGACCACAGUCAUCCAAGUGACGGCCAAUGACCAGGACACGGGGAACGACGGCCAGGUGAGCUACAGGCUGUCAUCAGAUCCUGGUAGCAAUAUCCAUGAGCUCUUUGCCAUUGACAGUGAGACUGGCUGGAUCACCACACUCCAGGAACUUGACUGUGAGACCCGCCAGAACUAUCAGUUUUACGUGGUUGCCUAUGACCAUGGGCAGACCAUCCAGCUAUCUUCUCAGGCCCUGGUAGAGGUUUCCAUUACAGAUGAGAAUGACAAUGCUCCCCAGUUUGCUUCAGAAGACUACAGAGGGUCUGUGGUUGAGAACAGUGAGCCUGGUGAACUUGUAGCCACUCUUAAGACCCUGGAUGCUGACAUCUCUGAGCAGAACAGGCAGGUUACCUGCUACAUCACAGAGGGAGACCCCCUGGGCCAGUUUGGCAUCAGCCAAGUUGGGGAUGAAUGGAGAAUUUCCUCAAAGAAGAUCCUGGACCGUGAGCACCAGGCCAAGUACUUGUUGAGAAUCACAGCGUCUGAUGGCAAGUUCCAGGCUUCCGUCCCCGUGGAGAUUUUUGUCCUUGACAUCAAUGACAACAGCCCACAGUGCUCACAGCUUCUCUACACCGGCAGAGUCCGGGAAGAUGCCUCCCCAGGGCACUUCAUUCUGAAAGUUUCUGCCACAGACUUGGACACUGACACCAAUGCUCAGAUCACGUAUUCUCUGCAUGGUCCUGGGGCAAAUGAAUUCAAGCUGGAUCCCCAUACAGGGGAGCUGACCACAUUCACAGGCCUGGACCGUGAGAGGAAGGAUAUAUACAGCCUUGUUGCCAAGGCGACAGAUGGCGGUGGCCGAUCGUGCCAGGCAGACGUGACCCUCCACGUGGAAGAUGUGAAUGACAACGCCCCACGGUUCUUUCCAAGCCAUUGCUCUGUGGCUGUCUUCGACAACACCACAGUUAAGACCCCUGUGGCUGUUGUAUUUGCCCGCGAUCCUGACCAAGGCUCCAACGCGCAGGUGGUUUACUCCCUGACGGACUCCGCCGAAGGCCACUUUUCCAUCGACGCCACCACGGGUGUGAUCCGCCUGGAGAAGCCUCUGCGGGUGAGGCCCCAGGCAGUGCUGGAGCUCACGGUCCGCGCCUCGGACCUGGGCACCCCCAUACCGCUCUCCACGCUGGGCACCGUCACGGUCUCCGUGGUGGGCCUCGAGGACUACCUGCCCGUGUUCCUGAGCCCGGAGCACGGCGUGCGGGUGCCCGAGGACGCGCCGCCGGGCACGGAGGUGCUGCACUUGGCCCCACUCACCCGCCCGGGCGCUGAGAAGAGCGGCUACCGCAUGGUCAGCGGCAACGAGCAGGGACGCUUCCGCCUGGAUGCGCGCACUGGGAUCCUGUAUGUCAACCAGAGCCUGGAUUUUGAGACAAGCCCCAAGUACUUCCUGUCCAUCGAGUGCAGCCGGAAGGGCUCUGCCUCCCUCAGUGACAUGACCACUAUCCUGGUCAACGUCACAGAUGUCAACGAGCACCGGCCCCGAUUCCGGCAGGAGCUGUACGGCACGAGGGUGCUGGAGAGUGCCGUGGUGGGGGCCGUCGUCCUCACAGUGUCAGCAACUGAUGAAGAUGGACCCCUAAACAGUGCCAUCACCUAUAGUCUCGUGGGAGGGAACCAGCUCGGGCACUUCACCAUCCAUCCCAAGAAGGGGGAGCUACAGGUGGCCAAAGUGCUGGACUGGGAACAGACCCCUAGCUACUCCCUGAGGCUCCGAGCCACAGACAGCGGGCAGCCCCCUCUGCAUGAGGACACAGACGUCGCCAUCCAAGUGGUUGAUGUCAAUGACAACCCGCCCAGGUUCUUCCAGCUCAACUACAGCACCACUGUCCAGGAGAACGCCCCCAUUGGCAGCAAAGUCUUGGAACUGAUCCUGAGUGACCCCGACUCCCCAGAGAACGGCCCCCCGUACUUGUUCCGAAUCACCAAGGGGAACACCGGCUCCGCUUUCCGAGUGACCCCAGAUGGCUGGCUGGUGACCACGGUGGGCCUGAACAGGAGGGCCCAGGAGUGGUACCAGCUUCACAUUGAGGUGUCAGACAGCGGUGUCCCUCCCCUCUCAUCUUCCACCCUGGUCAGCGUCCACGUCACAGAACAGAGCCACUACCCACCGUCCGCCCUGCCACUGGAGAUCUUCAUCACCGUCGGGGAGGAGGAGUUCCAGGGCGGCAUGGUGGGCAAAAUUCAUGCCACCGACCGAGACCCUCAGGACACGCUGACAUACAGCCUGGUGGAAGAGGAGACGCUGGGCAGCCGCUUCUCAGUGGGCGUGCCCGAUGGCAAGAUCAUUGCUGUCCAGGGACUGCCCCGGGGCCGCUACUCGUUCAACGUCACAGUCAGUGAUGGGACUUUCAGCACCACUGCCGGGGUCCACGUGCACGUGUGGCACGUGGGGCGGGAGGCUCUGCGGCAGGCCAUGUGGCUGGGCUUCCACCAGCUUACGCCAGAGGAGCUGGUGAGUGACCACUGGCGGAACCUGCAGAGGUUCCUUAGCAACAAGCUAGACAUCAGGCGAGCCAACAUCCAUUUGGCCAGCCUGCAACCUGCAGAGGCCACAGCUGGUGUGGACGUGCUCUUGGUCUUUGAGGGGCAUUCUGGAACCUUCUACAAACUCCAGGAGCUGGCAUCCAUCAUCACUCGCUCAGCAAAGGAGAUGGAGCACUCGGUGGGAAUUCAGAUGAGAUCAGCCAUGCCCGUGGUGCCCUGCCAGGGGCCAAGCUGCCAGGGUCCAGUCUGCCAAGAGACAGUGCGCCUGGACCCCAAGGUUGGACCCACAUACAGCACGGCCAGGCUCAGCAUCCUCACCCCACGGCACCACCUGGAGAGGAACUGCUCCUGCAACGGUACUGCUGUGAGUUUCCACGGGCAGAGUUAUGUGCGGUACACACCCCCGGAGGCUCAGAACUGGCGCAUCCAUUUCUAUUUGAAAACACUCCAGCCACAAGCCGUUCUCCUGUUCACUAAUGAGACAGCACCGAUUUCCCUGAAGCUGGCCGACGGAGUGCCCCAGCUGGAGCACCGCUGCCCGGGUGGUGUCCACCGAAACCUUCCCUCGCAGCACCGCGUGAACGACUAUGAGUGGCACUCUGUCCUGGUGGAGGAGACGGCCGUCUCCAUUCAGCUGCUGGUUGACGGUGUGGGCAACACCUCCCUCCUGGUCCCAGAGAACUGCCGUGGCCUGCGUCCCGAAAGACAUGUCCUGCUGGGUGGCCUCGUCCUUGCGCAUCCUUUCUCAAAUGUCUCUCAAGGCUUCGAAGGCUGCAUGGAUGCCAUUGUGGUCAACGGAGAGGAGCUGCUGAUCCCUGGCAGGAAGGCGGCGGGCUUGCUGGAGAAGCGGGCCCUCACCCACUGCUGCCUCCCCAGUGACGACUGCCACCACAGCCCCUGCCUCAAUGGGGGGAGGUGCUCACAGACCCCCGGGGCAGGAUACAGCUGCAGGUGUCCCCCCCAGUUCUCCGGGAAGCACUGUGAGCGAGGGAAGGGGAACUGCACCUCCGCACCCUGCCUGGAGGGUGGCACUUGCGUCUCCUCCCUGGAAGGAGCUUCCUGUGUCUGCCCUCACCUUUCCCCAGGAGAGCGGUGUGAAAUGGAAGCAAGAGGCUGCUCCGAAGGACACUGCCUGGUCACUCCUGAGAUCACAAGGGGAGACUGGGGACAGCAGGAGCUGAUGAUCAUCAUCGUGACCACAUUCUCCAUCAUCGUAACCACCACCGGGCUGCUCUUCUACUGCCGCCGCUGCAGGUCUCACAAGCCUGUGGCCAUGGAGGACCCAGACCUCCUGGCCAGGAGCGUCGGUGUCGACACCCAACCCAUGCCUACCCUUGAGCUCAACCCCCUGAACACCAGCUCCUGCACUAACUUGAACCAAACAGAGCCCGACAAGAGUUCAGUUCCAAGUGAACUUGUCACUUUCGGGCCCAGCUCUAAGCAGCGGCCGGUAGUGUGCAGCGUGCCUCCCAGACUGCCACCGGCCACGGUCCCUUCGCACUCUGACAACGAGCCCGUCAUCAAGAGAACCUGGUCGGGCGAGGAAAUGGUGUACCCAGGCCGAGCGGCGGUCUGGCCCCCCACCUACUCCAGGAAGGAACGCUGGGAAUACCCCCACCGUGAAGCCACGCAGGGCCCUCUGCCGCCCUCACCGCACCGCCACUCCACCCCGGCUGUGAUGGCAGAGCCUGCGGGCCUCUAUGGGGGCUUUCCCUUCCCCCUGGAGAUGGAGAACAAGAGGGCACCGCUCCCACCCCGUUAUAGCAACCAGAACCUGGAAGACCUGCUGCCCCCACGGCCCCCCAGUCCCCGGGACCGCCUGCUGGCUCCCUGUCUCAACGAGUAUACUGCCAUCAGCUACUACCACUCGCAGUUCCGGCAGGGCGGGGGAGGGCCCUGCCUGGCAGAGGGGGGCUACAAGGGGGUCAGCAUGCGCCUCAGCCGGGCCGGGCCCUCCUACGCUGACUGUGAGGUGGCAGCGGGGCCUCCUGCGGGCCGGAGCCAGCCCCGGGCCCCUCCCAACUAUGAGGGCUCUGACAUGGUGGAGAGCGACUACGGGAGCUGCGAGGAGGUCAUGUUCUAGCUUCCUGUCCUCAGAGGAAGGCAGGUGGGAGGCCAAGGACUUGACACCUUCCUCCUGCCUCCUAGGGAGCCGGCUGAAUGUGGCUGGGAAUGUGGCCUCAUCCUCAGUCCCGAGCGCCAUCCCUUGAAAUGUGCACUUCCGGUCCCCUAGCUGGCCUCUGAGCAUGGAGGGCAGCUGAGGGCAGAGCUCCAAGAACAGUGUCAGGGCCCCAGGCCAGAGGGGCUGCACAGAGCAGUUCCCUGGGAAACUGGGAUCAGCUGAUGCCCAAGAAGGACAAGAGACGGGCUGUUUCCGUGAUUCAGCAACUGCCCGUCUCCAGAAGGCAGGGCCUGAGCACGGAUCUGCUUUGCCAGGUGCACUGUUAGACCUGGGCACAGCUCCACUGCCGAGGAAGGCAGGCAGGCCGGCCCACGCCUGACAGGGGCUAUGGGGACGAGGGCCGGGAUCGUCUGACCACGGAGGGCCACGUGGUACCCUCCAGGGGCUGUGGUGAGCAAGUCCACAACCACCUGUGCGCCUCCUGUGACGAUGCACUGAGCGUUUGUCAAGUGGCUGCUCCAUGUCAGACCCUGUGCUAGAUACCAGGGACAACAAGGGACCUCCCCGCCAACCCCUGCCCUCACCCUCACCCCCACCCCCACCCAGUGUCAGGUGGGCCUCAGGCUCCCAGAGGGCCUUGCUCCGCCUUUGAAAGUCACACAACCUUGUACCAGCCAGGGGGCCUGGACUCUGCGCAGCCCUGAGCAUUCUUUGAGAGAAGAAUUAAGACCUCAUGGAACUCUGGUUCUUUAUCCCAGGUUUCCCAGGCACUUUGGCCAAAGGCAGGAAGGAAAUGAUUGUUCAUUUUAAAAAUGCUUAGGCACUUUUCAACCUUGCUGUCUGGGCAAGUCUCCCCCAAGGGGUUUUUCUUCUCUAGACACAAGGACUCGGAACUCCUCUCCAGGGCAGCGUGUGGGCCAGCAGCAUCCAGGCUGGACCCCCUGCCCUUCCCUGCCCUCUCCUGUCCCUCCAUCUCAUAUGCCUGCCAAUCAAGUGUUAUCCUGCAGUGACUCAACCCUAUGCAUGGAGGGUCAGUGUGGGCACAUGUCUACACACGUGGGUGCCCAUGUACAGUAUGUGUGUACACAUGUGUGGAGUGUAUGUAGCCAGGUGUGGUGGGCACCGGAAGCCACUGUGGCAUCUGGUAGCCGCCCCCUUCCUCCCUCCCUCCCUCCCUGCCCAUCCCUCUCUGGUCCACUGCCUUUUCAUGUGAGUUGCUUCUGGAGACAAGAGUCAAAAGGAAGAGCAAUGGUGGCACUCAGCCACAGGGUUCAGCCGUGUGGGUGAGAGCAUGUUGGUCUGUGUGUGUGUGUGUGUCUGAGUGAGAAUGAUGGGAUGCCUGGU